This is a messenger RNA of Puccinia triticina, 942 nucleotides long. RefSeq lists its product as uncharacterized. The transcript is spliced from 8 exons. NCBI's taxonomy places the organism in Eukaryota, Fungi, Basidiomycota, Pucciniomycetes, Pucciniales, Pucciniaceae. The coding region runs from base 1 to 942 and encodes 313 amino acids. The record is from RefSeq and is a predicted model, not a curated record.
AUGUCGAUCAUUUUUCCUCAUUUUCAAUUCAAAAAUCGGACUCUCUUUCUCAGGAUGAAUACACGGCACACCGUUUCAAGUCGGAAUUUCCUUUUCCUAGCCUUCUUCUUUCUCAUCGUAUCCAAUUCAGUCUUCACUUUCCGAACAAAAAACUCUCAGACAAAUACGCGGCUUCAGUUGCGCUCAAUGGUGCCUGAGACACGCAUGCCUAUCGCAGCAAAUCGAAGGCUCACAAAGAGGACUUUUGGACCCAAGCCUGAUACUCCUGGACCCAAGCCUGAUAGUCCCCUCAAAGACGGCUUGCCUCCCAAAGGAUCUCUUCCCUCGGGCGACUUAGACCUCGGCCUCUCGGGUGAUAAAGACAAAGGCCCCCCACCCAAGUCUGGAUCCCCAGGCAAAGAUUCCGGCAAGCCACUUGAUCUAGGUGCCCCCCUGCCUAAACCUGGCCCACCCAAGUCAGGCCCGCCAUCCAAGUUAGGCCCCCUGCCCAAACCUGGGCCCUUAUUAGGCUCUGAAAGUUCAGAAAUAAGUGGGAAUGUUGAAACAAAAACAAUCCGCAUUGGGGGUGGUAAAGACUGCGACAAAAAGAAGAAGAUCAAUAAAAACCCACCAGAGAAGAGCACAGAUGACUCCCAAUUAGAGAUUUCAGGACCCACUGUAAUCAAAAUAGAAGUGGUGUCUGGUGGAUGUAGCACUUGCUGUAAGACCUGCACAGAAGACAAACUGAAGGAGGCAACUGAUUCCCCGCCCCCCAAGAAAAAAACACCCGACGAACCAAUUCCAGAGAUUUCAUCCGGGAAAGGCGGAGAACCCAACAAACCAAAACCAAUUCCAGAGAUUUCAUCCGGGAAAGGUGGAGCCCAACUCUACUGGCAUCAGUCCUCCUCCGGAAAAACCAAAGACACCCUCCCCACCUCCCACAAUCACAAGUCCUUCUUCUGA